Molecule: messenger RNA, 336 nt
Organism: Lathyrus oleraceus (garden pea)
Lineage: Eukaryota; Viridiplantae; Streptophyta; Magnoliopsida; Fabales; Fabaceae
Product: cysteine proteinase inhibitor 1-like
Exons: 1
Coding region: 1-336 (111 amino acids)
Molecular function (GO): cysteine-type endopeptidase inhibitor activity
Source: RefSeq, a predicted model, not a curated record
AUGAGAUUUCAAUCCCUUAGUCUCCUCUUCCUUAUUUUGUUUGCUUCUGCCACUCUGAAUCAAGCUAUACCAGGCGGUUGGACUCCAAUAAAGAACAUCACUGAUGCAUACGUGAUUGAAAUAGCCCGUUUCGCAGUUGUCGAGUACGACAAGCUAAAAGGAGAAACAUUGGAGUUUGAUAAACUUAUCAAAGGUGAAUCACAGGUGGUUGUAGGGACCAACUACCACCUUACUCUUUCUGCCAAAUACGGUUCAUCUUCUUACAAUUAUGAAGCCGCUGUGUGGGAUCAUCCAUUGAAGCACUUAAGGAACCUCACUUCCUUUAAACGUGCUUGA